This is a messenger RNA of Linum tenue, 666 nucleotides long. Lineage: Eukaryota; Viridiplantae; Streptophyta; Magnoliopsida; Malpighiales; Linaceae. The record is from the annotation of a GenBank genome assembly.
UGUUGUUGUUGUUUUGUUGCUGCUGCUGACCAGCGGCCGCCAUCAUUAACCCAUUCACAUCACCAUUAAUACCGUAAUUACUGUGACUAAUCUGGGAGCUAAUCAUUGGGCUCAUCGUCAGAGACAAAGUCUGAUUAGUAUGCUGCUGAAGAUCGUCGCUAAACUGCUGCUGCUGUCUCAGCCAUGCCUUGAGCCCGGCCAGCGAAGUUGACGGUGGCGGCGAAGAACCACCGCCGCCGCUGGCAUCGAAAUGGUAAUUAGCGGUGGCCGGGUAGAUGAUUUGGCUAUUGCCACCAGCGUGGAUGAGGGAGUGUGACGGUGGAAUGUUUGUUGACGGUGGUGGUAUUCCCUGUAGCGGUGGUGCUAAAGAAAUCUUCAAGCUUAGGACUCUCGCCGUCUGCUUCCUGAUCAGGAUUUCUGGCCAUCCCUUCUCCUCCUCCUGCGGAAAAGGGAGGAAGAUCGGCGGCGGCGGCGGAGUGGAGAGACGGCAGCAUGUGAUGGUGGUGCAUCAUGGUCAUGUGAUCCGCAGACGAAGAAGAAGAAGAUGGCGAUGAAGAAGAGAAAGCGGCAGCAAGUGGGAGUUCCAGAUGAUGGUGAUGACUAUGGUUGUGAUCAUUAUCAUUACCAUAGUCGCCGCCAUCAUGAUGAUAGUCUUGGAUUUGGAGG